UGUGGUCAAAGUAUAUUUUGACAAUUGACAUUGACACUUCAUCUUUUACAUAACAUCUUUGCUUGAAAGUGCUUUUGGAAUAAUUCCUAAUUUUAUAUUUUGCCUUUAAAAUGCAGACUUCCAGAGCAGUUUUACGUUUAUUUACUAAUCCACGAAGUUUCGGAGUACGACAUGCUUCGCAUGCCCCAGCUCAUCCCAGAAGUACAUACAACGACCUACCAUCCCCUUCAGGCAAUUGGAAAACUCACAAUGAAGCACAACAGCGUAAAUACAAUAUUCAGUUAGCUGUGGGACUUAGUGUCUUUAUUGGAACCCUGAUCUUUGGCAAAUCCGUUGGAUACUUUGAGUUUUAUAAUGACUAUCCCGAAAAACCAGCAGUUAUUGAAAAUUACAAAGUUUAAUAUGUACCUAUUUAGCUACUGUUUAGUAAAAAGCUAGUAUUACGAUUAGUUUUUGUUGUCAGUCACUAUUUUUUUAAGUACAGUACUAUGUGUAUUAUUGUUCAAGGCAUCUUUUAAUAAAAAAAUCAAUUAUAUUCACGGUACGAUUCAGUAGUUUAGACAUUUAACAAAAUAGUAAUCAAAUAAUAAACAAACUUUACAGUUUUA
Messenger RNA from Sitophilus oryzae (rice weevil), 608 nucleotides. RefSeq lists its product as uncharacterized. NCBI's taxonomy places the organism in Eukaryota, Metazoa, Arthropoda, Insecta, Coleoptera, Curculionidae. The record is from RefSeq and is a predicted model, not a curated record. The transcript is spliced from 2 exons. Bases 111 to 401 code for a protein of 96 amino acids.